This is a messenger RNA of Puntigrus tetrazona (Sumatra barb), 4704 nucleotides long. RefSeq names its product EMSY transcriptional repressor, BRCA2 interacting (gene emsy). Gene Ontology annotation, cellular component: nucleoplasm. Gene Ontology annotation, biological process: regulation of DNA-templated transcription. The record is from RefSeq and is a predicted model, not a curated record. Lineage: Eukaryota; Metazoa; Chordata; Actinopteri; Cypriniformes; Cyprinidae.
CCGAGCCGUACGAUCCCCCUCGAGUCCUUCGGUUUUGGUGUUUUCUCGUGUUGUCUCGGGCUUUUCCCGCGGGCGGCUGUGAGCGCCGCCCGAAUGUUUUGGCGUCGGAUAAACAUGGCGGAGCUGAAGGACUGUGCAGAAAUGAAGGAUUCCUUGAAGAUCAUCGGCUCGUAGAGAUCCAGGGAGAGUUUGCAGCGUUAGUCGUGUCUGUCAGAGUUGAUGAUUCAGCAGGAGAAGCCGUUGGCGGGCAGCAUGCCGGUGGUUUGGCCCACGCUGCUCGACCUCAGCAGAGAUGAGUGUAAGAGAAUCCUGCGCAAACUGGAGCUGGAGGCGUACGCCGGUGUGAUCAGCGCUCUGCGAGCUCAAGGAGAUCUCACCAAAGACAAGAAGGAGCUGCUGGGAGAACUGACUCGAGUGCUGAGCAUCUCGACGGAGCGUCACCGGGCCGAGGUGCGCCGAGCGGUCAAUGAUGAGCGUCUGACCACCAUCGCGUAUCACAUGUCGGGGCCCAACAGCUCCUCGGAGUGGUCCAUCGAGGGCCGUCGGCUGGUUCCUCUCAUGCCCAGACUGGUUCCUCAGACGGCCUUCACCGUGAUGGCCAACGCGAUGGCCAACGCCACGGCACACCAGAACUCCUCGCUGCUGCUGCCCGCCGAGACCGCCAACAAAGAAGUGGUGGUGUGUUACUCCUACACCAGCACCACCUCCACUCCACCCAGCGCUUCAGCUCCGAGCAGCAGCAGCACCGCAGCCGUUAAAUCUCCUCGACCCGCCAGCCCUGCAUCUAACGUGGUGGUGCUGCCCAGCGGGAGUACGGUCUACGUCAAGAGCGUGAGCUGCUCCGAUGAGGACGAGAAACCUCGCAAGAGGCGGAGAACCAAUUCCUCUAGCUCCUCCCCCGUGCUGCUGAAGGAGGUGCCUAAAGUAGCCACGCCCAUUUCCAAGACCAUCACGGUUCCGGUGAGCGGCAGCCCUAAGAUGAGCAACCUGAUGCAGAGCAUCGCUAACUCGCUGCCUCCGCACAUGUCCCCGGUGAAGAUCACCUUCACCAAACCCUCCACCCAGACCACCAACAGCACCACCCAGAAGGUGAUAAUCGUGACCACGUCUCCCAGCUCCAACUUUGUGCCGAACAUCUUGUCCAAGUCCCACAACUACGCUGCCGUGUCUAAGCUCGUGUCGAGCGCCGCGCUCACCGCCUCCAGCCACAAACAGACCAUGGUGAUCUCAGCCGGCUCCGCCGCGGCCCCGGGGCCCAGUCCUGUCGGCGUGACGACCAUGGUGUCCUCCACUCCUUCGGUGGUGAUGUCCACCAUCGCGCAGGGCGGCUCGUCCGCGGCGGUGAAGGUGGCCUCCACUCGUCUGCCGUCUCCUAAGGCUCUGGUCAGCUCUCCGUCUCAGAUCCUGCAGAUCCCUAAAGCUCAGCAGCAGACGGCGGUUCAGUCUCCUAAAGGCCUGCAGGCCUCGUCUCCUCAGAGCGCCGCCGGAGCCAAACCCACCAUUCAGAUCAAACAGGAGUCCGGAGUGAAGAUCAUCACACAGCAGAUGCAGCCGAGUAAGAUCUUACCCAAACCGUCCAGUGCAGCGCUGCCCAGCAGUAGCUCCGCCCCCAUCAUGGUGGUCAGCAGCAACGGAGCCAUCAUGACCACUAAACUGGUGUCCACUCCCACAGGCUCUCAGGCGACGUACACUCGGCCGUCUGUGAGUCCCGCCAUCGGUGCUCGAGUGGCCACGUCUCCCGCCGGAGCCACGUACGUCAAGACCACGAGCGGCAGCAUCAUCACCGUCGUGCCCAAGUCUCUGGCCACGCUCGGGGGAAAGAUCCUCACCACCAACAUGGUGUCGGGAACCACCACCAAGAUCACCACCAUCCCCAUGACCUCCAAACCCAACGUCAUCGUGGUGCAGAAGACCACCGGCAAAGGGACGACCAUCCAGGGUCUGCCGGGGAAGAACGUGGUGACGACGCUGCUGAACGCCGGGGGAGAGAAGACGCUGCAGGCCGUUCCCGGAGCUAAGCCUGCCAUCAUCACUGCAUCGAGGCCCAUCACUAAAAUGAUCGUGACUCAGCCCAAGAGCCUCGGCGCCGGCGUCCAGCCGUCCACCAAAAUCAUCCCCACCAAGAUCGUCUACGGACAGCAGGGCAAGACACAGGUCCUCAUCAAACCCAAGCCCAUGGCGUUCCAGGCGGCGGUGGUCAGUGAACAGACCCGGCAGCUGGUCAGCGAGACUCUGCAGCAGGUGUCCCGCAGCACCGAGACGGCGGCCGGCUCCGGUCAGGACGGGCCGCUGAAGGACGACUCGUACACCGACAGCAGCCCGGUGACCUCGGACAGCGCUCACGACGCUCCCCCAGUGGUGCACCUCAUCACCUCCAGAGGGCAGGAGUGGACGGAGCAGGAGGUGUCUGUGGAGGCCAGUCCCACCAUCAUUUACCAGGACCUGAGCGGAGAGGCUCAGUCAGCCACCUCCACCAUCAAAGCCCUGCUGGAGCUGCAGCAGACCAGCGUGAAGGAGAAGAGCGAGGCCAAACCUCGUCAGCACACCAUCGAUCUGAGUCAGAUGGCCGUUCCCAUCCCGGUGACAGCGGAGAGGAGACAGUCCCCGGAGCCGUCGGGCCAGAGCGCCGCAGACACGGACCCCGGGGCCGAGUACAUCCCCAUCGGUAAAGUGUGUAAGGCUGUGAUCGGAGGAGACGUGUCUGCAUCCAGCAGCCCGAGUCCAUCGGCGCCGUGUCCCGCCCCAGCAGCGCCUCCCACGGUCAAGAGCUCCGCCCCCGCCGCGUCUGGACAGAUAGAGGCGUGUGCUGCGCAGGUGAAGCCGCUGCAGGAGCAGGUGUUGGUGGAGGAGGGCGAGCUGGAGGGAGACACUCUGGAUCCUCAGACGGGUUUGUUCUACCGCUCGUCUCAGCAGCACCGCAGUCCUCCGCCAAAACCCGCAGCCGGCCCGUCUGACACGCCCACUUCCUCCAAGAGGGCGGAGCCUGCGGUGGCCCGAGUCUCGGUGCAGAGGGUGUCUGCGUCAGCGCUCGCGCGUUGCGCUGGUCUCCUCCACCCUCCACACACACCACAGCUGCCCAGACUGCAGCAGGCUCCCUCCUCGCACCACCGGCCCAACACACACACGCAGCUGUCCCAGCCGCCCCCGCUGCAGGCCCAUCACCCCGUGGGCUCCGGCAAGAUGCCCGGCUGCGGCCAGGUCCAGCAGCCGAUCAUCACACAGGGUGCGGCGGUCACUAAGAUCACGUUCGGCGCUCACCAGUGCCCCCCGGUGUCCAGCAGCGGCGAGGCAUCCGGCAAGGUCCAGCCCGAGUCCAGCUCCGGUCGCCGGGCGGCGGCUGAGAAGACCUCGGUCUCGGACAUCCUGAAGAUCUCCAUGAUGGAGGCGGAGAUCGACCCCAGCGCCGAGCCCAUGGUGGUGGACUCGUCCAGCGACUGCGGGCCGCUGACCAAAGCCCCGAGCGCCUCGCCGCUCAUCAGCAGCUCCAAACAGACCCUCGCUCACGGAGCCUUCAGCCGAGCCAAGAGCAAAGACCUGGACAUCAUACAGGUGAUCCCGCAGUACUCCAUCAUGCCCGACUCCAGCCAAUCAAACGUGGUGGUGGAGCCCAGCGGCUUUCUGGAGAUCACCGACUACACCAGCCAGCGUCUGGACGAGGAGGCCGCUAUGGAACAGGAAGUGGACAGCAGCAACGACGAGGGGGCGGCGGCCAGCCCCGUGGCCGACCAAUCACAAUGAAGCGUGCGAAUCGGACUCAUUGGAAGACGACCUUCUGUUUGUGCUUCAUCACGGCUGUAUAGAGAAUCAUGCAGUGAGUUUGUGCCGUAGAGACAAACCUUACUUUAUGGAGAAUCCGAUUCCUGACGGAACGAUAGGAAAGUUUGUGUUGAUUUCUACUUAAAGGGACAGUCCGCUAAAAAAUAGUCAUUCUGCCUUGAGUUGAUCAAACCUUCGUGAGAUUCGUUCUUCUGUUGAACACACAAGGAGAUAUUUAGAAGAAUGUGGGAAAACUAACAGCCAUCGGUACCCAUUGAGUUCCAUACUAGGGAAAAAUACAAUGGAAGUCGGUGGGUACCGGCAGAUACUUGGUUACCAACUUUCUUAAAAUGUAUCUGAAAUGUUGAAGACAGUAAAAUUUCAUCUAAUUUUUGUUUAUAAAAAGACAAUUAAUAAAACUCAAUAUAUAUUUGAAGAAUAUGUGCAUGUAACCAAGCAGUUGACGGUAGCCAUUCAUUUCCAUAGUAGGGGAAACUCAAUGGGGAGUAAAAAAAAUGUUUAAAAAUUCAUACAAGAUAUUUCACAAGAUAAUAUAAUUUCAAGUAGAUAUUUUGAAGGAUGUUACAUGACGGUAGCUAUUGACUUCCAUGGUGAGGAAAAUAUACAGUGAAAGUCGAUGGCUACCAGCAGCAUUCUUCAGAAUAUUCAAACAGGUUUGGAACGAGCUGAUGAUGAUCGAUUGACGACAGAGGGAUCACUUUUAGGUGCACUGUCCCUUUAAUUUAUAGUUUUAAUUAGAGCUGAUGGACUGGAACCUUCCAGAGGAUGAUGAUGAUGAGCGCUGCUUCAUCAGGACAUUUCUUGACUCCGCCUCCGCUUGUGUUCUGCUCUCUGAUUGGUGUAAAUAGUGUUUGUUGUCUCAUUCGAGUCUGGUUUGUGCUGAUGGAUGUAACGCUCAGCAUUUUAACUCAUAAAAUUUACUACAAA